Messenger RNA from Entrophospora candida, 1092 nucleotides. Lineage: Eukaryota; Fungi; Glomeromycota; Glomeromycetes; Entrophosporales; Entrophosporaceae. The record is from the annotation of a GenBank genome assembly.
AUGUCAUUGCAUCGUCAUUUUGUUGGUAGACCAUCAAUAAAUCGUAAAAUUUCGCAUCCAUUUUAUAAUAGGAAGGGAAAAAAAAAUUUUUACAAUAACAAAGAAGAAGAGGUUGAUGGUUUUGAUAAUUUUGAUAAUUAUAAAAUCAGUGAUGAUAAAAAAUUUGAUCAUAUUGAGGAAUUUUGUGAAUUAUUUCCUGUUGAUGAUAAGUCAAUGUCUAGAAUGGAAACUGUAGAAAUUUUGUCACAAUAUUUAUGGAAUGGUAAAUUUUCUUCUCCUGUGAAAGAAAGAUUAAAGAAUGGUGGUGCAACUGUAAUAGACAUUGGAUGUGGACCUGCAACUUGGUUAAUGUUUAUGGCAGAAGAAUUUCCAAAAUCAACAUUUGUUGGGAUUGAUAUAGUGAUUGAUUUGAAUGAUUCUAAGAAAGAAUUACCAGGGAAUUUGGCAUUAAUUAGGCAUGAUAUACUUGAUGGUUUACCAUUUCCAGAUGACACUUUUGAUUUUGUUCAUCAAAAAUAUAUGGUACAGUCACUAACAAUUGAUCAAUGGUCUUUUGUAAUUGAUGAACUGAUACGUAUAACUAAACCUGGUGCCAUGCCAUAUGAUUUGGGUCCAGUGGGGAAAAGAUAUAUGGUUGGAUAUGGAAUGAUCCGUGAAUCUAUUGAACAAAAAUUAAUAAAUGCUGAUGAAAUAAUCGAAAUUACUGAUCAAGCAAGGAAUUUUCCAUUAGGUGGUGAUGGUAUGGCUGGCGAAAUGGUGAGAACAACUAUAGUUGGGUCACUAGAAAAUGCAGGACCAUAUAUCUCAACAUUUGUUGGAGUUAGUUUAGAAGAAUAUAAUGAUAUAAUUGAACAAUGUGCUGUAGAAAACCUCAAGUAUAAACCUUAUAUAAAAAAUUUUAGUGUUGGAAUAUAUGGUUUCUUCAACCUUAAUCUUAGCGAAGAAAUUCGACGGACAAAAAAACUUGGUCUUGACAAUGAAUUAGACUUGUCUUUUCUUUUAAUGGAUGAAAAUCUAGUUGAUAGCGUUCUUGCAUAUGAAUAUAAUAUUCAUUAUUAUGAUGAUAAAGCUAUCUCGAUAGACGAUGAAUGA